AUGUCUACCAGAUACGUCGAAAACGCCCGUAAAAUCCUCUGUAUUGGCCGCAAUUAUGCAGCCCACAUCAAGGAGCUUAACAACACUGCACCCCAACAGCCAUUUUUCUUUUUGAAGCCAUCUUCUUCUGUUUUGAAGCCUGACAAUGGUCCAUUUUUGGUCCCCAAGGGUGCCUCGGUGCACCACGAGGUGGAACUAGGAAUUGUCUUGAACCGAGACUUGAAAAAUUUGCCCGAUUCGUUCUCUGCUGAGGAUGCCUUGGAGGCUAUCGAUGGAUAUGCGCUCACUAUCGAUAUGACGGCCCGGAACGUUCAGGACGAGGCAAAGAAAAAGGGUCUUCCAUGGUCGAUUGCUAAGGGCUUCGACACAUUUUUGCCAUUGUCAAAUUUCAUCCCCAAAGAGCGUAUCGCUGAUCCAUACAACGUCACUUUAGAGUUAUCUGUCAACGGCGAGACCAAGCAAAGCGACAAGACCGACUUGAUGAUUUUCCCGAUUCACAAAAUCUUAAGUCAUAUGUCAUGCAUGAUGACGUUGCAAAAGGGUGACUUGAUCUUGACUGGCACUCCCAAAGGCGUGGGUAGAGUGAACCCAGGAGACAGAGUUCAUGCCUCUUUGUCUGUAGAUGGUAAAGUUUUGGAACAGAUUGAAUUCGAUAGUGUUGAGAAAGAUGGUCCUUAUGUAUACAAGGAAACCUGA
Messenger RNA from Australozyma saopauloensis, 696 nucleotides. RefSeq lists its product as uncharacterized. Bases 1 to 696 code for a protein of 231 amino acids. Gene Ontology annotation, molecular function: acetylpyruvate hydrolase activity. Gene Ontology annotation, cellular component: mitochondrion. The record is from RefSeq and is a predicted model, not a curated record. Lineage: Eukaryota; Fungi; Ascomycota; Pichiomycetes; Serinales; Metschnikowiaceae. The transcript has a single exon.